Messenger RNA from Hypoxylon trugodes, 2059 nucleotides. Its product is annotated as zinc-finger of mitochondrial splicing suppressor 51-domain-containing protein. The record is from RefSeq and is a predicted model, not a curated record. NCBI's taxonomy places the organism in Eukaryota, Fungi, Ascomycota, Sordariomycetes, Xylariales, Hypoxylaceae. The transcript has 2 exons. Gene Ontology annotation, cellular component: extrinsic component of mitochondrial inner membrane. Bases 126 to 1685 code for a protein of 519 amino acids. Gene Ontology annotation, biological process: mitochondrial respiratory chain complex IV assembly.
UGUACCUUCUCUAAAUUUGAUUCAAUGUUCCCAAUUUUGAGAAUUUCUACGGAAGCUUUGGAGCUAUCCCAGUCGCAAAAUUUACAACCACCGUCGCAUGGAUGGUCAAUUAGAGAGCCUCUAUAAUGGAACCCUCAAUGCGCCUAGCGGGUUCUAAUACUUGCCGGUCGUGCCUAAGACUCUCCUCAGUCAAUGCUUCUCGCCCAGCCGUAACAAGGUCAUUCAGUAAAGCUACCUCUUCACGAUCGUUGCAAAGAAGCGGCGCAUCUAGCCAGGGAAUACAUACAAAACGACCUGCGCCCGCUACAAAACCCAGUGGCAAACUAUCGAGGUCCAUAUCUCUAUUCGGCCAACAGCCGAAGACAACCGAUGACGAUUCAGUUACUCUAGGAUCGGCUGCGUCAUACGAGAACCGCUCCAGGCCACCCGUUCUUCGCCCCGACGAUUUAUUUCACUCCUUUACCAAUUCGCCCAUUCCCGAAAUACGGCGUCGCGCUGCUUAUAUACGGCAACAUGCAUAUUGUCCGCAUCCCGACCAUCGACCCACACGAAUACCAACAAAUACCGACGCCCCACCAAGUGAGGCCAGUUCCGGAUCCAAAGCGCCUGUCCACGUAGACUUUGAAUGUCCGGAUUGUGGAAUUCCUGUCUAUUGUAGUGAGAAACAUUGGGCCGAGGAUUACGAGGCGCAUCUACAGAUUUGUGACACUCUACGGCAGAUCAAUGAAGACGACCAUGAUCUUCGAUCGGGGAGGUUUUUUCCCGAAUUCGAGUAUGCGGGGCCGCAGAUGGAAGAAGCUGCUGUUAAUAUGACAAAUUGGGAUACUUUCCUCUAUACGAGGCAAUUCGAAGCUAUCAAUGAUGACAGAAGCAUGCGACAAGUCACAAGACUAUUAACCUAUCCCAUUACGGUAGGCAGUAUUCUUCACGAGCUCAGUCCAUACAAUAUCAGGAAAGGUGGCAGGCUUACGCCCGAAGGCUUGAAGAGUUUAAGUGCCCUGCGAUAUACCUUGCAUCCGCCCAAAACUGGUGGUGGAGAGGGAAUCAAAGGCCUACGACCUGAAGCGCCUCCUGUGAGGAUAUUCAUACUCGGCGCUCGUGCUGAGUCGUCUCUUCCUCGAAACGUCUGGGUACAACUAGCUCAUCUCUUCCCUCGAGGGAAGUUCCACCUCAUCUUCAUUGGACCUGAAAGCAUGACCAAUCGAGACGACGAAUUCCCAUUACCACCCCGAACUCCAUCUAAUCCAUUUGGUGCCAUAGUGGAAGAUCGAGUUUGGCCGACGAUGAAGAUUAGCACGAUUGUGGACUACUAUCAUACACUUCAUAAAACCGGCCAGUUUUAUCCAUACGAUCCCUAUUUUGACUGUUUCGUCAUGUUCCACCCAGGAUUAGGCCAUCCGGCUAGUUCCCACGAGUGGUCAGAAACGGUACCACUACUCCUAGAAACAAAAGCCCCGAUUAUAGUGACUGGUUAUACACAGUAUGACAUGGACAGGGACAUCGAGUGGGUGAAGAAAACUUGCGGUAGCGAGUUUGAUAUGCUCAUGGAACCCGGCGAGAACACCUUUAGGAGUUUACGUUGGGAUCUGAAUGACCUUGACCCGCAAGAUGUCAGUUGUGGUAAUUGGGGUGUAUGGGCUUUCCGAGGCAAGAGGUAUGAGGCGACAACCAAAAAAACUGAAUAGAACAGAAAUGUACAGUUAUCAUUCACAUGGCUAGUUGGAUGCGAAAUUAGAAGGCCUUAACUAUGUAUAAAAUAAUCCAAGGAAAAUAGCCAUCUCAAACUCCAAUUAAACGAUGCGACGAGAUCUCUCAGUUCCAGCUACGUUUUCCAAGAAUUUUCUUAUAGAGAACUUCCCAGCAAUGGAAAAAAAAAAUAGGGACAUGAUCAAAACCCCCUAUUCUCUUAUAUAUCUCUAUAAUACGUGCUCUAUAUGAGGCUCAAUGAUGUUCUAAAAACAAAGCAUGGCCAUCCUUGUAUACAUGCAAGUUAAAAAGCGAUGAUACCUUAAACUGAAGUCUGUAAUGGCCUGUGCUUCGGCAGCGGAGCGCUCCGCUG